GACUACUCAUUUCUUAGAUAUUUAUUGUUGUAAAAUGGUACUCCAACCCUAGUAUUCUGUGAUAGUACUGAGAAUUUACAGAUUUGGAGCCCAUUUUGUUAAAAUUACAACCAUAUUCACAGAUAUACGUUCAAACUCAACCAACCAAAAAACCUCCUGUCACUCAUAGGACAACAUUGACAAAAGAUACAGAAAAUAGUGUUUACAUUUUGACGAAUAUCAUAGUUUUUGGGUAAAAUGUUACAGAACCCGCCAGUUUAACGUUAGAACAAGAUAUACCGGCUGCAUUUUAAAGUUUGAAUUUUCAGACAUGGCUGGCAUUAAAGCACUGGUAUCUCUGGCAUUUGCGGGCUCAAUUGGGAUGACUUUUGUUAUUUUAGCAUGCGCUCUACCGCAGUACGCCAUCUGGUGGCCUUUCUUUGUCGUCCUUUUUUAUGUACUAGCCCCAAUUCCAACCCUUAUGAGUAGGCGCUACUCCGAUCCCUCCAACUCCGGUCAUUCGUGCCUCGAAGCCGCAAUAUUCGCGACAAUGGGUGUACUAGUCUCUUCUUUCGCGCUGCCAAUAGUAUUAGCCAGAGGAGGACAGAUUCUAUGGGGAGCUUGUUAUCUCACCCUGGCAGGGAACUUUAUAGUGUAUGGCACGUUGCUAGGAUUUUUCCUGACAUUUGAAGCUGAAGACUCAGACUACAACAUGUGGUAAUAUUCAAAAUGUACUCGCGGAGAAAUAAACGAAUAUAUAGGGUGGUUCUAUCUCGUAUUUACACUUUAUAGAAUCACUUUGUGCUAACAUCUCGCUAUCUGUAUAACUGGUGUAUUUAAUCUGUAGUUUUUAAUGUUUACUUAAGACUUGUAUUACCUAAGGCUAAAAUAAUUUACCAUUUCCUUUUUCCCUUUAUAUAAUUUGAAAAUUUGCGUUAAUAGCCAAAUGUUAAUAUAUUUUUUGACACUU
Molecule: messenger RNA, 949 nt
Organism: Cylas formicarius (sweet potato weevil)
Lineage: Eukaryota; Metazoa; Arthropoda; Insecta; Coleoptera; Brentidae
Product: leptin receptor gene-related protein
Exons: 3
Coding region: 311-700 (129 amino acids)
Biological process (GO): late endosome to vacuole transport via multivesicular body sorting pathway
Cellular component (GO): endosome
Source: RefSeq, a predicted model, not a curated record